AUGUUCGACUCGGACAGCGAUGGUUAUUUAUCAAAAGAAGAUGUCCAGAACGUGUAUGCACAUUUGAAUAUUGAAGACUCGGCUCGAAACAUGCGCACGGAUGGUUUCGGUCGUGCAUCUCUGAUGGAUUUUGUAUGUUGGGCAAAUGAAAAUAAACGCGUCGACGAACUUCUUGAAGUAGUUGUCCAGAAACGUUUUUGUGCCUGCUCCGGCGAAAAAAGAAUUUGUGACAUUCUCCUCACUGCUAUUUUUCCCAUUUAUUCAUUUUGUACACUCCUUCAAGAACUUCCAAUUUGCUGUGGUGAUGAAUAUAAAAUCGAAAGUUUCAGCUCGGGCACAUUUGUUUGGGAUUGCAUCCAAAUUCAGCAGAAGUUGAACUCACAGUGGUUAGAUUUUCGUUUAAGUGGAUUCAAACAACGUAUAUUACUGAGCUGCUUCGCCGAAUGGAACGUCGUUUCAUCGGAAUGGUGGCGGCAGUGGGUGUAUGCAAUGAUGUCCGAUUCCAAAGUGCCUCCAAUCAACAAUUCCUCAAUAAUCGCUGCGAAACAGAAAAAUGAUUGGUCAAAUAAGGCAGGACCUUUCGAUUUCUUUCAAUAA
Molecule: messenger RNA, 597 nt
Organism: Gongylonema pulchrum
Lineage: Eukaryota; Metazoa; Nematoda; Chromadorea; Rhabditida; Gongylonematidae
Source: the annotation of a GenBank genome assembly